Molecule: messenger RNA, 2546 nt
Organism: Girardinichthys multiradiatus
Lineage: Eukaryota; Metazoa; Chordata; Actinopteri; Cyprinodontiformes; Goodeidae
Gene: tspan4a
Product: tetraspanin 4a
Exons: 9
Coding region: 1143-2117 (324 amino acids)
Cellular component (GO): membrane
Source: RefSeq, a predicted model, not a curated record
CUGAGGAGGGAUGGAGUGUUUGAGCCUGUGUGUGUGGUGGUGGGGAGAGUAUCGGAGCUUGUGAGAGAAAGGAGGAAAGAGAAGGAAAGAGGGGGGUGGUAGAUCGAGAGAGAGAAAGGGGAGGGAGCUUCUGGGAGCAAUUCUGGACUACCGCUCAAACACUGCAGUCUUUCUUCUGCUUCUCUGAGGAAACAGAGAGGCAAGUAACUCUCCUUACUUCUCUGGCUUCUUUGGCUGCGUCGCUAUGACCCUGAUGGACACCUUGAUCUCCUUACCCACCUAGAGAAGAGGAGAAUUAAGCUGUAGCGGAGGAGGGAGAAACAAGAGGAGGCGACACCACACACUUUGCCUCUUUGAUGAGAGUCUGGAAAUUAAUGACCCACCGUCAUCACAGAGGGGGAAGCGCAGAGAGGGGCACAGUUAACAGAAUAGCUGAGAGUUGAAGAGGGUGACUUUCUAGAUGUGUGAAGAAUAGGCUGUGAAGAGGCGUAGAGUGACCCCUAGGCACUUCUCAGAAACAAUAAGGGACAAGUUUGGGUCGACGCGUGAAGCGAGGAGUAAAUUAGGCAAGGCAGUAACUCCAGAGGGAUACUAAUUCAAGAAGCCAAAGAAUAGCCCAGUCGCAAGCAUCCUUCAUCCUUUCAUCCCUCCUUCCAGCCUUCCUCCUACAUCCAUAACUGCAUCCUUAACUUUCAUCUCCUUGUCUUUUAUUAGUUCUUCCUUUUGCAUGUCAGCAAAAGCACAUCCUCAGCCACAUUCACAUGCCGAACACUCAGAAGCACCUAAGACCACAGCGCAGCAAUGCAUUCUCAGCAAUAGGUGUGUCAUCUGCUGCUGAGUAUAAGAAGUUGAUUUAGUCAUAUUAGAGGUGUCAUUAUUUGCUGAGAAAGGAGCAUCUGCUCUGGAACUCCUCAUGAAACCAGAGCACGACACCUGUGUUUGAGGGAUUACGCUAAGGGAGACAGAAAUGUGCAGAUGUCCACAUGCAUGGCAGGACAGUGUCCUAAAUACACUGAAUUAUACAGGUGGUGUUGCCAGAAUAUGCAAGGUCUCCUGCUGAAUGUGAUGACUCUAAAAGACUAGAGACAAACUCAACAGAGAGUGACUUUUAAAGACUUUUGAAGGCUAACUGAACUUCCACAAUGAGACGCUCAAGCACAGAUGAGACUCCUUACCGACGCAGUCCAUCUCUGGACAGCAAACCCGACACUCCGCCGUUCUCUUCUGGUUUUCACCGAUUCAGUGGGGAGUUCGAGUAUAAGAGACCUCCUUUUGCUUUCGGCUUUCACACAACAAAGGGGCCAAAGAACUCCAAUGGGCGCUAUGCCCAGGGGAAGAAGUAUGUGGUGUUUUACCUGGACCUCUCCUUCAUAUUCCUUCUAGAACUGCGGCGCUGCAGGAUGGCUGAGGGUUGCAUGAUGGCCCUGCGCUAUGGAAUGGUCUUCUUCAACCUCCUUUUCUGGUUGGGAGGAUGUGGCAUCCUGGGGGUAGGAAUCUGGCUAACAGUGACCCAGGGUAACUUUGCCACACUCUCAUCAUCCCUUCCCUCUCUGUCGGCAGCCAAUCUCCUCAUCGCAGUAGGGACAAUCAUCAUGGUGAUCGGAUGUCUGGGCUGCGUGGGAGCUGUCAAAGAAAGCCGCCCUCUGCUGCUGGCGUUCUUCAUUCUUCUCCUGCUCAUCUUUUUUCUGGAAAUUCUGUCCAUCAUGCUUUUUUUCAUCUACCAAGAUGAGAUUGAUCACUAUGCUCAGAGGGAUUUGAAGAAGGGCCUCCGGCUCUUUGGCACAGAGGGAAACGUGGGUUUGACCAACGCCUGGAUGAUUGUACAAACUGAUUUUCGUUGCUGUGGAGUCACCAACCACACAGACUGGUUCGAGGUUUAUAAUGCCACCCGAGUGCCAGACUCUUGCUGCCUGGAGUACAGCGACAACUGUGGACUGGACAACCCAGGAACUUGGUGGACUGCUCCUUGUUAUGAGCGAGUAAAGGACUGGCUAAACGAGAACCUGGUGGCACUUUGGAUCUUUGCUCUAUGCACAGCUCUCACCCAGAUCCUCGGUCUGGUCUUCUCUAUGACAAUGUUCUGCCAGGCAGUGAAAGUAGAGACCUUUUACGCCUAGCAAUCGACCCCCCUGCCCUUCAGCGUGCUUGGAUUGUUUCUCAUCUGAGAGGGACUCAUGACCCUCCGCAACCUCACAUCCUUCUUCUUCAUUGAAAAACGUUUUUUGUUAACCUUGUCUUCUCUAUGACAUUUGCUCUCAGAUGUCACCAGUAUUCCUGCUAACUAUCAACCAACACAGUGUCGGUGUUAUCACUCAGUCAUGUUUUGCUCUGUGUUAAAAGCUAAUUUUUUGUGAAAUAUUUUAUCAAAUAGUAUUACGAACAAGUAUAAAACAAUGUAACCAUUUUUUUAAUAUGCGUUUUGUUUAAAUUAUUUUAAGGUUUUUAUGUGUUUUGAAAAUAGGAGUUCCAGCUGAGAAAAGCGCACUGGGUUUAGUGCUGCAAGUGCAUGUCUCCUGCGAUGAUGUGAAUUAAAUGUUUUGACUCAA